Dermacentor andersoni is the source of this 2226-nucleotide messenger RNA. RefSeq lists its product as uncharacterized. Lineage: Eukaryota; Metazoa; Arthropoda; Arachnida; Ixodida; Ixodidae. Gene Ontology annotation, molecular function: serine-type endopeptidase activity. Gene Ontology annotation, cellular component: membrane. The record is from RefSeq and is a predicted model, not a curated record.
AAACAUUAUUGAAAUAUGUAAUAUGGGCGAAUGAAAACAUUGUAUGAGAAUAUUACUUUAAGGGCGCGUUACUUGUGUCCCCGUUUAUAAACGGUGACUUGUGUAGCCACAUUCACGUUUUAGACGAAGCCUCUUGCAAUCGCAGCCAACACAAGCCUCACAGUCAUUCCUAUCAUGAUGAUUCCCAUGGUCGUGGUCGUGGCAAUGUCAUUGGUCGUGAUCAAAACAAACCACACGUGCACACGUGUCAUUUUCGCGUUCGGUUCAGUUUCAUCACCACGCGUUUCGUGUGAAAGCCUCGAGCAAACUGCUGCGUGUCGCUUUAGUAGGCAAGAAGCCUUGCGUCGAACUUGCGUUUAAUGCGAUCUAAUCGACGACACAAACGCCGGCUGCAAUGCAACGCAGGCAACAGCGUGACAGGAUGGGCGUGAUGCUGCUCCUAAACCAUGUAUUGUUUGAAGUGGGGGUAGAAACCAUUCCACCGGUCACGCUUUUGACUGUACUCGCUCAAGCGUGCGUUUUCCUCCAACUUUUCGAACUGCCCUGGCGCGACCUCUCCGGCGCUUGCAUUAGUGUUGACACCGUUCUUUUCAAGAAACAGUGGAUGCGCAUCUUCUACGGGGCGGUCGAACAUGGCGACAGUCUGCACCUGUAUUACAACAUGGUUUCCUUCAUUUGGAAGGGAAAGCUUCUCGAACCUGCCUUCGGGAGCGCGCAGUUCGCUUACAUCAUCAUCCUCUUUACUGCACUCUGUAGCAGUGUGCUCGUAGGUUUAAACUAUCUCUUGGGCACGUUCAUCGACGUCUCGUUCUACUACCACUGUGCUGUCGGCUUCUCAGGCGUCAUCUUCGCCCUCAAGGUACUUAGCAAUUACUACUUCCCCGAACAACGUCGGCGCGUUCUGGGCAUCAUCGUUGACUUGCCCUCCGGACAAAUCGUCUGGGUAGAACUGGUGCUCAUCCAGCUUGUCACGCCGAAUGCCUCUUUCGUCGGUCAUCUCGCCGGUAUCCUAGUCGGCGUCGCCUACGUCUGCGGAGUCAUCACGCCCAUCUCCGACCUCGUCUGGAACCUGCUCGGGCAACAACCCGUGCGCCUCACGCGACCGCACCAUGACCGUCGGCGCGAACCUAGCCGGCUGGCUUCGUUGCCCUACGGGGCGAUCCUUGUGUCGGCGGUGCUCGUCACGUUGCAAUUGGACCUUGUGCCGCACCACUGGAAGAAGCUGGUGAACGGUCCGUGCGUCACUUCUUCACUCGUGAUAGAUCAUCGCCAGUGGAAGCUGUUGUUCCUCCCGGCAUUGCACUCCACGGAAUAUCUGCACAUGGUCUACACGGUGUUAUCGUUGAUCGGCCUCGGCUUCUAUCUUGAACGCAGGAUGGGUGUCAACCGCUUCCUAAGCGCACUCUUGGGCCUCACGGUCACCACUAACUUCGCUUUCUGUCUGAUGACAUAUUACAUCCUGCCGAACUACAAGGAGAUUGCCGGUGUGCAUGCCUUUGAAAUGCACUAUAAGUGCUUCCAUGGCUUGACGGCUACGCUGAUUGCCAUGAAGGGCCUCUACGCCGCUUAUUACCCUAGGGACAGAUACUUGUUUUUGUUCUUCUUGGUUCCAGUGCCCAAGAUAUUAGGCGCCGUUUUUGAAGUUGCACUACUUCAUUUUAUAUUGCCCCAUGUGUGGAUAGUGGGCAACAUAAUAGGUUUUUGCAUUGGACCCUUGUUGGCAAUAUUAUCAGGAAUUUCUUAGUAACUGCUGUGUGCUUUUUUUUUAUUUUUGCCUAGCAUCAUUGUACAUAUUUGUCACGUUGCAGUUUCCCUUCACACACUAUUAAUGGACUAAUGAAGCAAUGCCACUUUUUGUGAUACUGGCAUGAUUUAGCGUGUACACUCAGUUCAAGACCUAUGCCAUUUUUAAUGGAGGACAUAUAGCACUACCAACAUGCUCGAGUUCGUCAUCCUUAAUAUACUUGAUGGAAACUACUUUGUGCUUCACUGAAUGAAACGAGCCAACAUUUUCCACUUUUGAGUGACAUGAAAAUUUUUUUGAACUUGUAGGUUACAGAAUGAACAAAGUAUUAGAUUCAAUGCAUGUUUAAUCAAUGAUGCAAUUCACAUACAUUGACAAGCAGGUCAUGCCUGAGCACAACUGUACAUCAUACUUUUUAUGUCCAACUAUUAGCUAUGAUUUGCUGGUCAAAUAAAGACUUUGCAUUUGCUUUGCUUUCAUAA